AUGGCUGCUGGUGUCGUGGUGAACGCCCAUAACGACGAUGAUGAUAUCCCGACGGAAGGUUCGCGCACAUACGCUAUCGUCGUGUGCGUGUUCGCUGCUCUCGGCGGUCUUUUCUUCGGCUACGAUCAAGGUGUGACCUCGGGCAUGCUCAUCAUGGACUCGUUCAUCAACGACUACUGCGUGGGCUGGCACAACUUUACCUACAAGCAAUGCACCGCUUCCGCAUCAGAAUUGCCACACGAGUGGACCGACUUCACCGUGUGGUACAAUAUGGCCUACAACCUUGGUUGUCUCGCGGGUGCCUUCAUCGGCGGUAUCGUGGCUGACAAGCUUGGCCGUCGCGCCACCAUCUUCUGUGCCGGUCUGCUGUUCUGCGUCGGCACAUCGUGGGUCUGCUUCAACGAGGCACAUGAACAUGGUCUCAUGUAUAUCGCUCGUGUGGUUCAAGGUUUCGGUGUGGGCAACUCGUCGUUCUCACUGCCUCUGUUUGGUGCCGAGAUGGCCCCCAAGGAGCUGCGUGGUCUACUCUCUGGCUUCAUGCAGAUGACCGUCGUGACGGGUCUCUUCCUGGCCAACGUCGUCAACAUCAUCGUCGAGAACCGUGACCGUGGUUGGCGUACCACCAACGGUGUGGCUAUGGCCGCUCCCAUCGUCGUCAUGCUCGGUAUCUUCUUCGUGCCGGAGAGUCCUCGCUGGACGUACCUACACAAGGGCAAGGACGAAGCCGAGAAGAUCCUCAAGCGUCUCCGUCAAACCGAGAACGUCGGUCACGAGCUGGCAGUUAUCGGCGAGCAAGUCGAGGAGGAAUUGGCAGCUCAGAAGGGAUUCUCGGAACUACUCGAGCCGUCUAUCUUCAAGCGUGUGGCUAUUGCGAUGGCGCUCCAGGUGCUGCAACAAGCCACGGGUAUUAACCCCAUUUUCAGUUAUGGCGCGUUAAUUUUUAAGGAUAUCACUAACGCCGGGAUCUAUUCGGCUUUCUUCCUAUCGGGUGUCAACUUCCUAAGUACUAUUCCAGCCAUGCGGUGGGUGGAUACUACUGGACGUCGCAAGCUGCUGCUCAUCGGUGCCGUCGGAAUGGUCACUGGUCACCUAUUUGCGGCUAUCCUGUUCACUGCCAUUUGCGACGGCAACGUCGACGAUGCCGGUUGUCCGAGCGUGGGUGGCUGGUUCAUCUGUGUUGGCUCAGCUUUCUUCGUCUUCAACUUCGCCAUCUCGUGGGGCCCCGUGUGCUGGAUCUACCCGGCCGAGAUCUUCCCGUUGAGCAUCCGCGCUACCGGCGUGACGCUGUCUACGGCGGCCAACUGGGCUAUGGGUGCCGUCAUGACGGAGGUGGUCAAGCUCUUCCCGCACUUGAACAUUAACGGCGUCUUCUUCUUGUUCGCGGGUCUGUGCUGCAUCUGUGGCGUGUUCGUGUACUUCUUCUGCCCGGAAACCAAGGGCAUCAUGCUGGAGGACAUCGAGGCGCUCUUCCAUGGCGGACCGCCCAAGUCACCUCACUUCGUCGAGGUCAAGUCCCCCAUCGAAAACGUGUAG
This is a messenger RNA of Phytophthora infestans T30-4, 1533 nucleotides long. Its product is annotated as Major Facilitator Superfamily (MFS). Lineage: Eukaryota; Oomycota; Peronosporomycetes; Peronosporales; Peronosporaceae. The transcript has a single exon. Bases 1 to 1533 code for a protein of 510 amino acids. Gene Ontology annotation, cellular component: membrane. The record is from RefSeq and is a predicted model, not a curated record. Gene Ontology annotation, molecular function: carbohydrate:proton symporter activity. Gene Ontology annotation, biological process: carbohydrate transport; transmembrane transport.